Molecule: messenger RNA, 5893 nt
Organism: Patiria miniata (bat star)
Lineage: Eukaryota; Metazoa; Echinodermata; Asteroidea; Valvatida; Asterinidae
Product: tubulin polyglutamylase TTLL4-like
Exons: 18
Coding region: 423-3281 (952 amino acids)
Biological process (GO): microtubule cytoskeleton organization; protein polyglutamylation
Cellular component (GO): cilium
Molecular function (GO): tubulin binding; tubulin-glutamic acid ligase activity
Source: RefSeq, a predicted model, not a curated record
GUCUGGUCACGUGACCUAGUGUUGCUAAGAAAAAAUAUUAAUUCUGGAAGUUGGGGAUUAGUUUCGUUGAGCUCAAAUAACCGGUUUAAACUUCGGUUACGGCAAACAAAAAUGGACUGACAUUGAGGUGAAUGUAUUGGCUGUGAGACAAACCUCCACAGGCUUGCUAGACAUGAAUGAGGUUUUUGCAGCUAUCACGCUUGAACGAGAAUCCUCCGGCAUUCCCUUGCCGCCCCAUUACCCGGGAUGCAUCCCUCCUGAGCCGCUCAAAUCGAUUCAGCCGUGAUGGAGCGUAGGUGACAAAAGGACGCUUAGAUUUUUCGCAUCGUUGGGCAUUCACCAGCGUGGGCCUUAAAAGUACAGCGUGCCUUAGCGAGACGACUUCAUUCCGUCUGCUGGAUCUGUGGGUGACGGACUGCAUCAUGGCAACACCAAACCAGAUCAAGGAAAUUAAAGCAACUUUGCAGAGGGGUCUGGAGACUCUUGCCCUGUCGGGCAACAUCAAGCCCCUGCCGUUGCGCCAGCAGACCAGCCGGCCACUUCUGCGAAGCAAACUUGGCGAGGGGCCUCGCGUGCCGGUCUGGGGCGACCUGGACAACAACAACAUCUCGAACUACGGCGGGGUUGACCAGAACGGUUUCUGCCGGACUAGCGAAGAAUUCAACAAGAUACGCAACGACUUGAACAACGUCACCGUCCGCUCGCCGCAGCGGACGAAAACCACGGACGGGCUGGUGCGGGCCAAGAGCGAACUCGGCGCCCGGGGGUCCGGCGGUGCCGCUAGCGACUCGCUGCGAUCCAAACCCCCGAUCCCAACGAGCAGGACGCUGAUCCGACCAAUCAGCGGCAAGAAACCGCUGAACGAGCCUCGGAGCAAAUUCGCAUUGCAAGGGAGUCAGACUAAAAAACAACCCAAAACGAACUUCAAACCCAAGCCUCCCCCGGACAGUCCGGGAAAAGAACCCCCGUCCAGCCCGCAACGACAAACCAGCAGAGAGUCGUCAGGGUCAGAGGGCAGCGUAAGGAGGUCGUUGGGGUCAAAAAUCAACCGGAGGUCACGGAUUUCCUCGUCGGAAGACGCGGAGGAGUGGAGCGACAUUGAUGAAGUCGAAAACGAGGAUGAUGACGAAUAUGAACCGUCAGGAAGUGAGAGGAUGCCUGGAGACGGAGCAUCUUUUGACGACUUUGAUGAGGACGAUGGAAUGGACGGGAUUGAUGGAGACGACCUUGAUGAAGAUGACGAGUCGGACGGUUACUCCAUCGCCAGUAACGAUUCCCGCUACCAGCUGACCAACCUACCCUUACCGGCUGCCAGCGGCAAGUCCCCCAAGCCCCAGGACGGCGAAAGGGUCAGCCUGUCCAGCCGGGCGGGUUCCCGCAUGUUCCAAUACCUGACCACGGGCGCAGACGAUGCCUUGCCCGCGCUGAGCCCAAGUCUGUUCAGCCACAUCCCGCCCACCAUCAACUUUGUUGGUGUGGAAGAGAAAGCUGUCCAGUUUCCCUGGGAGAUCCGUAAGCUCCUCAAGUGGCGCAUGAGCCCGAUCACCCCUAACGUCAUCAAGAACUGCAUCGCCCGGUCUGGGUUCCGUGCAACAAGAAAGGCAAAUGAGUGGCUUGGUUACUGGGGCAAGCACAUGAAAGCCAACGCCUUCAAGGUAGUUCGGGAGUACCAAAAGGUGAACCACCUGCCAGGCUCGUUCCAGAUCGGCCGCAAAGACCGUCUCUGGCGCAACCUCUACAAGAUGCAGGUGCAUUUUGGCAAGCGGGACUACGGCUUCUUCCCUCAGACCUUCUGCCUGCCCUAUGACCUCAAGCUGCUGAAACGAGCCUGGGAGGACGGUGGGACCAAACAGAAGUGGAUCCUGAAACCUCCGGCUUCAGCUAGGGGUAUCGGCAUCCGCGUGGUCCACAAGUGGAACCAAAUCCCCAGACGCAAACCAGUCAUCGUCCAGCGAUACCUCGCCAAACCUUUCCUGAUCAACGACAGCAAGUUUGAUCUACGCAUCUACGUCUACGUCAAGUCCUACGACCCGCUCAAGAUUUACGUCUUCCAGGAUGGGCUUGCCAGAUUCGCCACAAUGAAAUAUUCAGCGUCCAUGAAGAACCUCUCCAACAAGUUCAUGCAUCUGACCAACUACAGCAUCAACAAGAAGAAUGCCGACUUCACUCCCAACAACGACUACACGGCCUGCGAAGGACACAAAUGGGGCCUGAAGGCACUAUGGGGCUACCUGAAACCAAUGGGCAUAGACACCGUCAGCGUGUGGGAGACCAUCAAGGACGUUGUGGUCAAGACCAUCAUUAGCGUGGACUCCACCGUCAACAGUAUGGUCAAGCUGAACGUCAAGAGUCGUUACUGCGUCCAUGAACUGUUUGGCUUUGACGUCAUGCUGGAUGAGAACCUGAAACCGUGGAUUCUAGAAGUCAACAUCUCCCCAAGUCUCCAUUCCAAUUCUCCCUUGGACGUCAGCAUCAAGGGGGAGAUGAUCAAGGAUCUUCUCAACAUCUCCAGCUUCCACGUCCCAGACAAGAGAGACAUCUACUCCAUCCUGACGCCCACCAGCAACUCGGCUUCCAAGAUCCGUGGUAGCGACAUUUUUAUGGAUAAGAGGCUGUAUCAGACUCCGCUGUCUAACGAUGAGAGGGCCAAGCAUGUCUUCUACACACAGAAACACAUCGACGAGCAAUGUCGCAUGUCCAUCCUGGACACCUUGACCCCCGAUGAUCUACGCAUACUGACCGAGGCGGAGGACGAGUACAGCCGCUGUGGGGGCUUUGAGCGCAUCUUCCCCUCCCCAACGUCCCACAAGUACGCGAGGUUCUUUGAGAACCCGCGAUACUACAACAUCCUACUGGACGAAUGGGUGCGCAAGUACCACCGGCAACACGCCAAAGGAUUGUCAUUAUUGGAGGAGUACUGUCAAGAAGGCAUACACUUGAGCACCGGAAAAGACAACUCGCAUGUGCGUCAGCCAUGGAGUCCAGCAUUCACACCCAGGUUUAGCCCAUGGACACCGAUCUCCAGCAUCAUCCAGUCACAUGACCCACGGACGUCCAGCGCCCCAGUCACCAGCGCGCCUUCACCAACAACGGGCCUCAAGAAGAGUUCCUCCACCAACAACCUGCCCAAGAUCCGUCGCCGAGGCCUGGCGAAACCCCGCGCCCUGUCCUCCACAGGCUCCGCUGCCUCCCUCACCAAAUCCCCCGCCCAGCCCCACCCGCCCCGGGGCCUGUACGCGCCCCAGCGUCGGGUGGUGACCGGCGCCACCACCCCUAGCUGAUGGGGUCCCCGCCUACCCCCGCUACAAGUCACGACAAUGUUCCACGACCGGCACUUGAUCCACGUCCCCUCCCUGCGGCUGAGCUACCGGCACAUGCUGAUGAAAUCCAAAGAGGUCCAGGGGAGGAGGAGGGCGCCAAACAAGCGAGCGCCCCACAAAGGGGGCGGGGACACACAGAGGGAGGGAAUCAACCAUUAACACAGGAGAAUGUAGGCCUUGACAAGCGUUUAUCGGGUUCCGAACAUUAUGACCACUAGGUGCUCUAUACUUUUGAAUUUGCCUCAUUAGACACAUGAACUGCCUGUUGCUACUCAAGCGGCAACUUGUCGAACUGAUGGCAAAUUUAAACCAUCCGGUUCGAUAAGCAAAUGUCUCUGAACAAUAUUGUGCCUUAGAACAAGCAGAACAAUGCCACCACGUCAUGAAUCUGUGCUUUUGAAACAAAUUACUUAAUUGGUGUGUCUGUCUGUAUUUAUGUGCCUUGAUCUUUUAUGCAGGUGUCUUAAUAACUUGGUGCUCUAAAUUAAAAAAAUUAAUAAUAUAUCAAGUCUAUUGAUAAAAACAGAAUAUGCGGUAAACAUCAGAAACUCAAUGACAAAUUCUGUGAAAACAACAUGGGAAGCUAUUCAACAGUGGUAUUCACAAAAUGCCGUGAUGGUCACCGUGCCUUGUGUGUCUGGAGGUAGGCGAGCCAAUAGAAAUACGUGUGCAGUGAAUGAACAGCCUUAGUACCAAAAGCUACAAUUUGAAGUGUUUCUUUCGGAAAGAAUGUUGCAACCUGACGCCACUUUUUUUCUUCAUAUAUCAUCUCAAUGAAGGUCAGUCAUUGCAAAAAUGUUGAAAAAAGACAUGAAUCUGGGACUGAGAAACAUUUCCAGUUUUGUUAGGAAAUACUUCGGAAAUGUUCUUGACUCUCCAUAGACUUUGUACACAACCGCUGAAGUGGCGUCUGGAUACUACAUUCUUUUCUGUCCAGAAGCCAUAUCACAUGCUUUGAUUUUGCUUGCAUCAUUUCUAGUCAUUCCAGCUCUUAGGUUCAAAGAUGUGUUUUGCAUGUGCCUCAUUCCGAAUAUGAACAAUCAUUUUUCUGCACCGAUCUGCAAAAUUGUGGAUACAAUAAUCAGAAAGAUUGAUCUGAGAGCAACAUUUGCCAAAGUCUUUUCGUCUUAUCCUGUGUCUCACUUUAUACCUCAAUUAAUCAACAUUCAACAAAAGUCUUCCAUUUUGUACAUGUAGUUGAUGCCAGUGACUUUCAUUGUAUUCUUCAGUGUGACUUUCUUCAUGAUCUGCGUGGUGCCUUUUAUAGCAUUGUUUCCUUUUUUUGUCUUUGAAAUUUCUAUGCAAAAUUUUGGUGUGUGUGAUGCAGGGGACGUAAUAUCUUAAAAUGUCGCUAUUUUUUCAGUCACUAAUAUUGUUAUGUACUGAUGCUGAUAUUGCUAUCGUAAUUAUUUAUUACUAUGUCAUUUUCGGAAUGCUUGGUUAUUUUUUUAAUUUAUUUCCAUAAUAAAAUAGCAGAGGAUGAACAAAGUCUAGUUAUUUAAAACCAAAUUAAGUUUGCAACAUAUUGGGAUAAACCAUCAAUUCUACUGUGAGGAGGGUGCCAUAUUUUGGUUUCUUUUUUAAUGAAUCCAUUUUUGCACUCUUCAUUUUUCAAUUCUCAACGUUUGUCUUAAAUUUUAGUUUGUUUUCAGUUCAUCUCUCAAAGUAAUUAUGAAAUCACCCUCACUCUCAUAAUUAGAAUUUUGAUAGAGUGCCUUUAAUGUUCAAAUGGUCUUUUAUAUUUUGUAUGGAUUGCUUCAACAAUACUCCUUUGUUUAGGUGAUGUGUGUGUGUGGCUAUUGUGUGUUUUCCUAUAAGUUGAACAGACAUUGUGUUUUGUUAGCCUUGCCGUUGAUAUAGAGAUAAUUUUUUUUUUUUGAAAUAAACUUUUGUAAGUCAUUUGGAACAAGUUCAUAUACUUGUAAUUAGCUAGGUUACAUUCCAUUUGAAUUAAAAUUGUGAUUAAAACGAUAAUUUUAUAUUUUUAUAAAGUGAAGUUUGACACAACUUUGGGAGAUUUAAAGCUAUGCAUCAGAUACAAAACAAAAUAAUCAAACAAAAAUAAGUAUUUAUUUCUGUAUAAGUUCUCAUGAAUCAAUUUCAACGUGAUAAACUAUUAAUUUAUUAUUUUUCAGGGUCAAAAAGAAAUUAGAUGGAUAAUUUUAUAGUCUACCUUCAAUAAGUUUCUAUCUUCUGUGUUGUUUUUUUCUUCUAAAAGUGACGUGAGCAAUAACAAAUGCAUUUGUUCUUAGCCAAUAGGAAUAAAGUUAUGCCUUGAAAUUGGAAAUUUUAAAGUGAAGUGGGGUAGGCGGCCUCAAAAAAUAUUGUAUAUUUUGCAUAAUAAUUUGUAAAUAAUUGUUUGUAUAUUAUUAUAUUGUAUGAUAAUGUUUUGGACAAGGGUUUGUGGCGAAUGAAAAUUUACAAAGAAAAAGUUCUUUUUUUUUUGGAAUGCGUGUGUGAAAUUUGUUGUGGGUGCUUUUAUAUUUGGCUAUAAACCUCUUCCAGUUUACUUGCACAAACUCUUGAUUCUCACUGCAAAGUGGAAAAUAAAAUAACUGUCAUUUUCACAAAAA